CGCCUGCGGCAGCGUCCAGAGCAGUCCGAGGGCGGGGUUGCCGCUCGGCGGUGAGUCAGUCACUCGUCUUUAUCGGCGGUUCGGGUGCCGAUCGGCAGUACCGCGACGUCAGGCGAAGCACUUGGACGGUUCCUGCAGCGCUGCCGCGUCGAGUCGAACGCGCCACUUUCACCCAUCAAACCCCACCUGGGCCAAAUGAGCCAAAACCGGCGGCACACAGUGGCGGNCCGCCAGUCCAGCAUCCCGCUGCGCAGGCCUUUGAGCCGGCAGGGCUCCACAUCGAGCACGGCGUGCAGCGAUGCCACGCACCGCUGGAAGCAGAAGCUGGAGGAAAGCGAGGAGCGGCGCAAGCUGCUGCUGAGCGACAAGGAGAAGGCGCUGCGCAGCCUGCAGGAGGUGGAGCGGCGCCACCUGCAGCUCCAGGAGCGCCACGAGCAACUGGAGACCGAACUGUUCGAGAAGAAUGAGGAGUUCACGCGGCUGUCGACCGCCUCCAAGAACCUGUACAAGGAGUACGAGACGCUGAAGCACCAGUACGAGACUGAAACAGGUGCGAUGUCCAGGGCGCUGAAGGACGCCACCCAAUGGUACAAGGAGAACCGGCAGCUGCGCCGCCGCACGCUGAUGCUGCCGCCCGAUCAGGACGCCGUCGACGAGGGCGUGGACGCCGGCGGCGACGCUGACAUCGACAAUCUGAACAAGACGAUCAAGCAGCUGAGCGCUGAGGUGGCCGAGCUGCAGACCGAGCUGGACGGCGUGCGCCAGACCGAGUUCCAGACGCUGGAGCAGAACGCCAAGCUGUGCGAGGAGCUGGAGGCCGCCCAGCAGGACCGGGCGCGGCUGGAAGCCGCGCUGGCCACGCUGCGCCACGACCACGCCCAACUUCUCCGCGUCUCCGACCUGAUGCGCAAAGAGCUGGAGGAGCUGCGCGAGGUGCGCAACGCCCAACGCAACGACAUCGUCCAGCUCAGGAAAGAAGCGGGCGAGCAGAAGAAGGAGCGCAACAUCCUGGCGCACCAGAGCAACCUGCUGCUGCAGGGCCUGAGCGAGGAGAACGACUCGACUCAAGUGCUUCUGCAACGGCAGCACUUGAGUAGCGUGAUUUAA
This is a messenger RNA of Dendroctonus ponderosae (mountain pine beetle), 1107 nucleotides long. RefSeq names its product golgin IMH1-like. Bases 196 to 1107 code for a protein of 303 amino acids. NCBI's taxonomy places the organism in Eukaryota, Metazoa, Arthropoda, Insecta, Coleoptera, Curculionidae. The transcript has 7 exons. The record is from RefSeq and is a predicted model, not a curated record.